Hydra vulgaris (swiftwater hydra) is the source of this 1871-nucleotide messenger RNA. The record is from RefSeq and is a predicted model, not a curated record. NCBI's taxonomy places the organism in Eukaryota, Metazoa, Cnidaria, Hydrozoa, Anthoathecata, Hydridae.
AUGGAUAGCGAAAAUGUUGUUACAAUGGUUAUGUUGAAAGAACUGCUAUCGGCUCAAGCAGAUGCAAUAUUGAAACGUUUUAAAGAAAGCUUUAACAGCAUUAAUGAAAGAAUACUAUUAUUACAAAAAGAUGUUGAGGAAAUAAAACGAGGACUUACUUUUGUUGGAAAUGAUAUUGAAACCAAAGUAAACAAAGUAGAUAGUAAUAUGGCGAUAAUAAAAGAAACAAUAAUUGGAAUAAAGUCGUUUCAAGGAAAGUUAGUAAACAAGGCGAAAGAAAACAAACGCAAAACUGUUGAGUUAGAAGAUCGCAACCGGCGAAAUAAUUUAAGAAUAGUGGGCGUUAAAGAAGGAAUAACCAAACCAAUGAAGAUUCCAAUAAGGGUUCACGUAUGUCUACAAGAGAUUCUUACUGAGGAGGACAUUAGAAAGGCAAUUGAAGAAGUAAAAAGUGGUGAAAGAACUGCUUCAGAGGCAUCCAAGUUGUACAAUAUCCCGCGCACCACAUUGAGGGACAAAAUAAGUGGUAAAGCGCCUGUUGUAAAAAAGAUGGGCCUACAAACCUACCUCACUGAAGCAGAAGAAAAUGUUUUGGUGAAUUUUAUUGUUAGCGCACAGAAACGUGCCCACCCUGUUACCAAAGAAACCAUUAUGUCAUUGGUAACUAGUCUUCUUUCGGAUGAAAGGUUACUUAUGGAAGUAAAUAGAGACCGUCCCUUUCAAUUUGGAAGAUCAGGGACUCAACAGCCAGGGAAUAAAUGGUAUAAGCUAUUCCUGUCGAGGCAUCCUAACAUAGUUGCUCGCAUGACUGAAUCAUUAAGUGCGAAUAGAAGAAAUGUCUCACAAGCUGUCAUACAACAAUGGUUUGCUGAUAUAAGAUCGUACCUCUCUGAACAUGACCUUCUUGAAAUCCUUCAGGAACCCCAGCGUAACUAUAACAUCGACGAGUCGGGGUUCCAGUUUUUACCCAAGGUUUCCAAAGUUUUAGCUGCUAUGGGUUCUAAAAAUGUACCGUAUGCGACAUCUUCAAAAGAAAAGGAAAGAAUCACUGUUCUAGCUAACGUUGGUGCCGAUGGCUCUCUCCCUCCACCGCUUAUAAUUUAUCCUAACCUUCGUAUUCCUAUGAAUGUAUACGAAGCCAUUCCAUCCAGUUUAUUUGCAAUCGGAAAGAGUGAAUCGGGAUAUAUUAACCAUCAGGUGCUUUAUGAGUAUCUCACUAAUGCAUUUGACCAAUGGUUAACUCAACAUAAUAUACAAAGACCAGUUAUAGUUUGGUCCGACAAACAUGAAUCGAGGCUGCAAUUUCAUUUAGUUAAAACCUUAGCAGACCUGCAAAUAAUGCUUAUAUUGAUCCCACCAAACUGUACCCAUUUCAUGCAGCCUUUGGACGUAGGAUUGUUUGGCCCUAUGAAAAAUGAAUGGGCUAAGUGUGUGAAUAGGUUCAGGGCUGCCAACCCAAAUGAAUACGUUACCAAAGAGUGCUUUGCAGGAAUGUUCCUGCCAGUGUACACAAGGGUCAUGAGUAGAGAGAAAAUAGUAAAAUCCUUUAAAAAAUGUGGCAUACAGCCAUUUGAUCAAGACGCUUCUGAUUAUACCAAGCUCACUCUUGAAGAAGCCCACUCCGGAGACAGUCGAAUAUUUGAAGGAGUGCUUCAAGACGGUCGUGUUGAAGCUUUUAUUCAUGUCAAUGUUGCGACACAGACAUCCUCUGCAAGUUGAAAAUUUUAUUCAUGUCAAUGUUGCGACACAGACAUCCUCUGACAUCAUCUUGUCUGGUAACACAAGUACUAGCACGAUGGAAGGACUGGGAGCAGGCCCAAACAUUCACCUGAUAACAAAAUCAUUUGAUGACUUUGUCAUCGAUUCGCCAC